UUUUCACCGUUGCAAUCUGUCAUUGUCGAUGCCACGAUUUCUGCGUGGGUGGCGACGGAUCAGCCUCUGUUUCUGAAGCCACCAAAAUAAUGCGAGUCCUUUCCGUCUACUACCAGUAGCUAGUACCCAGCUAGUGUGGGCACAAAACAACUGUGUGCAGUACCUCCUCGACUCAUACUAGAAAGUCUUCGCCAUCAUUAGCAAAUCAUUCUGACCAUGAUAUUGGCAACACGGGGAGCUCUUCUUCAAGUGGCAGCUACCGGCAAAAAGGGCCUGACUACCACUGCCAGUCGCAGCUUUGUGACAGCAAGGGUAGCCCAGCGUCUGACAUCCCAAGUAACCGUUUGGCGUUUGGCCGGAAGCGCUGUUGUGUUGGUGGGAGGUGUUGGUGUGACUUCUGCUACAGGAAUUGCUGGGAGCGUUAAAAAAGAUAAUGGUGCUACCAACUUCGUUCAAGUGACAUCUUUAUUGUCCUUGUGGUCGCUACCAGCCGAUACCAAAAAGGAAGAGGAAGAAGUUGGCAAUACGGAUCAAUCUACUGAGGACAUUGAUGAGGGAGAUGAAUUGGAUUCUACUGGUGUUUUUUUGGCAACUUCAGCUAUCAAUGACAAUGGUGGAUCUCUCUGGAAUCGUCUGUUUGGAGGUAGCAAUGACGAUGGCGGAGGCAAAAGCAAAGAAGAAGAAGAAAGCAAUGAAGAAACAGAAACUUGUCAAUCAGGGCCUGGAAAACGUGUUCUAGUUAAUCUGGACGAAGAAUUAGUCCAGGGCUUGCCAGAAAUGUCCUUGGCUGAGGUUCAGAAAUGCACCAACAGCGACAAAAUGCUCGUCACUUACGAAGGCAUUGUCUACGAUGUCACGCAAUUUGUGAAUGAUCAUCCUGGUGGGGCCGAAAUGAUCAAGACGGCGGCUGGAUUGGAUUUGGAUCAUUUCUUUGGCAAUUUCACUGUUCAUGGACAAACUGACAAGGCCGCUCAAUGGUUGGCACCCUUGGCAGUUGGCAAGCUUACGCCAGAAGAAGCCAUUGUAGCUCGUGAUUCCACCACCCCGGAAGUGCAUAUUAGACGAAGGGCCAAAAUGUUGCGGGAAACUCGAAAACGCAUCGUGGUGGUGGCAGCAACUUUGCCCUUUUGGAUGUCACUAAGACAGAUGAUUUCUUGGAUUGGUUGGUUUAUUCCACCCUUGGGACGCCUCUUGGCUCGGGCCAUGCCUGUGACAGUGCCUGGAUUCACCAAUGGAUCGGAACCACUCAAGAUUUCUUCUCAAGAUGAAGCGGUUCCCAAGGUGGCUAUCAUUGGAGGAGGCAUUGCUGGAUGCAGUGCUGCUUGGGCGUUGACUCAGUCCGGUUAUCAAGUCAUCCUUUAUGAAGCACGCGAACAGAUUAGUGGCAAUGCCAAGACGUUCGAAUGGGACUUCUCACCCUUCCGGAAUGAAGAUACGAUUGUUGACACCUGUGUCUCUGUUACUGCAUGGCCACCCAUUUACUACAAAAACUACACUUGCAUGUUAGACCAGCUCGGAGUUGAGACAGUCCAUCAACCCCUUAGUUGGCUCUUGAAUUCCAAGGUGCCUGGAUAUGAAGGUCAGCUUUGGGAAUGUGACCCCGAGGUCUACCCUGGGUCUUUGCGAGAGAUUUUCAAGGGUGAUUUUGCCAGGUACCAUGCUGUGGUUGAAUUCUCCCGUCGAGUGACACAGUUAUUUACUUUGAGAUGGGCCCCCUGGCGGUGGAAUGACCUGCCUUCCAUGUAUGAUGCCCAUCAAGGACUGGGACUGUUGAAUCCGCUAACUGUCGUACCACUCUAUUCACUCUACAAGUGGAUUGGAGGAAGUGAUGCUUGGUGGAACAUUGUCUUUACACCUCAAUACACUGCCAGUGUCUUGGUCGAUGAACUCCGUCCUUUCCCUGCAGUCUUUGGACCAAUUAUCGAAGACCAGAUCCCACUAAACCCUACGCCCGCGAAUACAUGGAAAGGACCAUCGGUGCGGUCACCCAACGAUUGCAAUAUCACCAGCUGCGUUACCUGGAAAGAUGCUGGCAAAGGACUUCGUCAGGUGUUUAGCUUGCUGGUUGAAAAUGUAGACCUCAAGGAAAAGACUCGAGUCCGUGAAGUCAAAGUGCUGCCCAAUGGCAAGAAACGAGUCUAUGACGAAUUUGACAAUUACGUUGACGUCGAUCGUGUCAUUUUUGCCUGUGCUUCCAAUGCCGUGGGCAACAUCUACAAGGAUCACUCCAAAUUGACCUUUGCCGACACCAUCUUGUCUACACCAGUCUACGCUGAUGAUCACCAUCCCUCCACUGGACACAUGCAUGCGGUUGUGCAUUCGGAUGGCUCUGUGAUUCCGCAGGAAUACCGUGAGGAAGCCCUCAAGCGGGCAUCUAAUUAUGUUGAGGUCACACAGCGGCCCGAUGGGAGCAUCAAUAUCGAGAACCAGUACAACUUUGGAGUCCAAACACACGAAGUAUAUCAUUUGCCUCUAGACCAAAAGCCCGUCAUGUUGAUUGGCCAUGCCAUGGGUGAAGGCAAGUCCUAUGAUCCCGCACUGAUUCGAGGCACCGGUAAUCAUGCUCGUGCCCAUCCCCUCUAUUCGGGAUGGAAUGUGAUGGCCCAGCUCAGUCUGCGUUUGAUCCAAGGACGUGACGGAAUUUACUAUUGUUCCAACUGGACAACGCCCGGGAACUGCCAUGACAUGUCCCUCCUCUCAGGUUUUAUUUGUGCACAUGCCAUUGGAGCCAAGUAUCCCUUUGAACAGAACAAGGAAGCACGAAAGGACUUUCAUCGAAUGAGGGAUCUUAUGGGGUUCUGAGUUCUUCGAAUCAAUCGCUCUUUUUAGCUCCAAUUUAGGAUAUCUUUGAUACGACUUGCAGAUCGUCUUCCUUGUCGUUUUCCUUGUCAACACAACCGAAGUUCAUACUUGCUACCGCAGUAUUUGGUUCGUGUUGGUGGGCUUGUUAUUAGCAGUCUAGCCUUGGGAGCUUCGAAACAAGGUUGCUCGAGGGAGAUAACAGCAUAGCAGGCUUAUUUAUGUAGGACUUAACCGAUUUCGAUUUCAAACGCGCUUUCAAUUUUAAACUUUAAAAUGCGGUUCUUCCCCUGAACAUUAAAGAUUCAAUUCAUUUCAAACGCGCUUUGAAUUUCAGAAAGUUCCUCUUCGCCGUUCCAAACAAGCCUUCAAUAUGGCUCACAAAUUACUCUAGCUAGUAAUUUUAAAAUUGCUUCAGAUUGAUCAUUCGAUUCGAUUCAUAUUCAACAAAGCCAUCAACGCACCGUACAACCCAUCAUCCAAGCCAAUACCAAUCAUAUCGACCAAGUCUGCCGUCGCGGAGAAGGAAACCACUACCGAAAUGCAAACCCCGGAGAAGAAGAUCAUGUCGACCAGCUCUGCCGUCGCGGAGAAGGAAACCACUGCCGAGGAGCAAAUCCCGAAGAAGAUGAUCAUGU
Molecule: messenger RNA, 3437 nt
Organism: Seminavis robusta
Lineage: Eukaryota; Bacillariophyta; Bacillariophyceae; Naviculales; Naviculaceae
Source: the annotation of a GenBank genome assembly